CAGCGGGAAGCAACCGCCUUUGAAUUUCGAAUAAAUUUUCGCGCGUUGUAGUUUCAACGUUGCCAGUUUGUGUUCCAUUUUCGAAUUGGAUUAUCCGUUGUUACCUGCAUGGAGGUUUCAAAUCUGUAUCAGUGCCCAUUGUGAUGGAUUGGUGUGUGCAAGUGAUGUGAUUUUCUAGUGAAGAAAGUGAUUUCAUCACAAAGGAUUACAGUGAUUAAUAUUGUUGGAAAACACGUGAGAACAGCAUUGUAAUAGCAGAGAUGUCGGCCACGGCUACCAGGCAUGUGAAGGCAUCUAAUUCCGCCAACAUCCUGAUGUGCAAGCAAUGGUGGAAGGUCUGCUGGAUGCACGGCGACCAGGAGAAGUACUACAGACAACUCUAUGGCAAAAGAAAAAUAAACAACAUCAACACAAACUUCCUAAACUUCGAUACUAUGGACGUCAAAAGACCCGGCGCUCAGAUAACUGAACUCACUGACGAUUUUUUUGAAGAUAAUUUGAAUCCAGAAAUAGAACCUGCUCCCGAUGAAGGAGCAAAAACAGAAGAAAAAUACACAUUUGGUGUUGAAUCCGAACCAAUAUACGGAUUCGACAUCCAAACCACGUGGCAGAAAGACCAAAGACGGCAACCGAUCCAACAAAACUAUGACGAAUACAUGAACACAGCAGAUCUAGACCAAAUCUUAGGUACAAGUUUAAGUUCAGAUAGUAUAAAGAGUAUGUUAGAGAACGGGCUACCUCUACAAUCGAAGUCCAAACCUCAAUUAUUGGACUCAAAAGAAGAGAUUCUUAGGAAUGGUAAUACUUUUGGGAAGACGUCCAAAACUGUGUGUCGGACUAGAAAAGGGGCGAUAAUAACGGAGGAAUCUGAGAUUUCUACCGAUGGGAAGACGACAGCUAAUUUCAAGUUCCAAAGGUCGACGGUGAAGACGGGUCCGAAUAAGAUGAAGGAGGUGCUGCAGCCUUUGAAGGAGGAUGCAGUGUUAGACGAGUGCUCGAGGAAGAAGUGCGUCGGCGACAAGGUGACGACCACCACCACGACCCUGGUGACGGUGUCGCAGACGUCAGUGACCUGCUGUAAUGAACCAGUCUGCAGAAACUGCGUGGUAUCUCCAACCGGAUCAUCGCCACCACCACUCCACGAGCACCCGUCAUCGCCGCCGCCGCCUGCACCCUCCUCCCCCAUCUCCUCCCCCCGCCUCUUGCCCUCCCUCCCCUCCCCCCAGCCCAGCCAUAGCGGCUCCUCAGCGCCCAGCCAGUCGAACUCGCCCCAUCCAUAUUCCUACCCGAACUUCAGAAGAAGUCAGCCCGUUCAAGGGAACUACCCCGACUACAAUCUCCUGCACAGCCACAGCGUGUCCCAAAUAGCCCAGCCAGGGCAAAGUUACCAGUCGCCCCAGUCACCCCAGUCUGCUAUGUCGCUGUCUCCCCACCCUGUGCCCCAGGGGAAGUUGAGGGGCCUGCUGGAGCACGCGGAGAGACUCAUGAAGCCAGGAGACCCGCACCGGCACUCCCAGAGCGAUGAUGACUCGGGCUGCGCGCUCGAGGAGUACACCUGGGUGCCGCCGGGGUUAAGGCCUGAACAGGUGCACCUGUACUUCUCCGCGCUGCCGGAGGACAAGGUCCCGUACGUGAACAGCGUGGGCGAGCGCUACCGGCUCAAGCAGUUGCUGCAGCAGCUGCCUCCGCAGGACAAUGAGGUGCGCUACUGCCACGCGCUGUCGGACGAGGAGCGCAAGGAGCUGCGGCUGUUCAGUGCGCAGCGCAAGAGAGAGGCGCUGGGCCGCGGUCAGGCGCGUCAGCUGCAUGCGCCGGCGCCGUGCGAGCGGCGGCAGCGCUAUACAAAUGUCGUCAAUAAUGAUCCAUAUUGCUGGCUCUACGUGACGCGGUUCAGAAUGACUUUAACCGCAUCUCCCUCGAUGGAGUUACUGACGCCGGGACGUGAGGAGAGUGCCAAGGAGGGUAAUGAAAACGUAGCGAAUAGGGAUUAG
Ostrinia furnacalis (Asian corn borer) is the source of this 1991-nucleotide messenger RNA. Its product is annotated as protein prickle-like. The record is from RefSeq and is a predicted model, not a curated record. NCBI's taxonomy places the organism in Eukaryota, Metazoa, Arthropoda, Insecta, Lepidoptera, Crambidae. The transcript is spliced from 6 exons. Gene Ontology annotation, molecular function: zinc ion binding. The coding region runs from base 261 to 1991 and encodes 576 amino acids.